AUGUCAUAUACCCAAUACUUCAAUCAAGGAAUCGAGACCAAAAAUGUUCACAGAAAAGAAGUCAGAAUACCGUCAGAGUUUGCCAAACGUAAUGAAUUUUUCAUCGACCCUAAAUCACGAAAAUACGAUCAACAAUAUUUUUCAAUGUAUCAGUAUCGCUACAAUAAACUACAGAAACGAGCAUGGACCAAUGCAAUGAAGAAAUGGGGUAAUGGUACUAAGAAAGUCGAUGGCCAAACCAUAACCAAACAAGACAAAAUUUUGGAUAUAGUUGGCGGUAAAUUAUGUUGGGUUAUUGGUACAGUUUUCGUUGAUGCCAAAUACAAGUUGAACAUUUUGAAUGAUGUUGAAAAAGGUACCGACGAUGUGUUACCAUUGGAGCCAGUUUCGUAUUUGUCUGAUAGUGAACAGCCGGUGGUUAUGUUGGAAGAUGAAUCUGGUAGAGCCAUUUUGCAUAAUGAUGAAUUUUUACAACAUAAUUUACUAGUCACUGGGUGUAUUGUUGCCGUGUUGGGGAUUGAAAUCCAAGCCGGUAUAUUUGAGAUUAUGGAUGUGGCUUAUCCCGAGUGUGCUCCACAGAAGCCACUUCUGAAUGGUGAAACAAGAUCAGGUAAAGUUGCAUUGGUGUCUGGUUUGGAUAUUGGGCUUGAGGGUCAUUACGAUUUGAAACUUGAGUUACUCAAACAAUACCUUCUUGGCGAGCUCGGUAGUGAUGAUGAAAAGCAGAUCAAUAGCAAUAUAGCACAAUUGAUCAUUGCUGGUGAUUCUAUUGAACCAUUGCAACAAAUUGAUGAAGAAGAGGAUAUGAAAAACUACAUUACUACAAACAACUAUGGAUCGAAAAACAUUUCCAAAUACAACAAUGAGUCAUUGAAGCAGCUAGACCAGUUCAUUAAUGACUUGAUUGUGACGAUGCCAAUUUCUGUGAUGCCAGGGGACCACGAUCCAGCAGAGAUUUGUAUUCCUCAGCAACCAUUACAUAAAUCCUUAUUCAAAACCAAUCGUGCAAUAUUAGAAAGUGAUAGGUUGAGUCGAUUAACAAACCCAACGUGGCUCGAACUUGAUAAAGUAAGAAUGUUGGGCACUAGUGGUCAAAAUGUCAAUGAUGUCAAGAAAUAUGUGACACGAGAAGCAGAUUCUGAUUCAUUAAAGGUUAUGAAAUCAAGUAUGAAGUGGCAAAAUUUUGUCCCCACAGCUCCAGAUACAUUGUAUUGUUAUCCAUUUGACAAUUCCGACCCGUUCAUUUUUGAAUCAGAAUUACCUCAUGUGUAUUUUGUUGGGAAUCAAGACAAGUUUGAAACUGACGUAUACAAAUGUCCUGAUUCUGGUGCUCAAGUGAGAUUGAUUAGUAUACCGCAGUUUAAAGCUACCGGUGAAUUUGUUAUACUUGAUUUGAAUACAUUAGAGGUAGAGUUAGUAAGGAUAGAGGCAUGA
Messenger RNA from Lodderomyces parapsilosis, 1434 nucleotides. RefSeq names its product DNA-directed DNA polymerase delta subunit (gene HYS2). The transcript has a single exon. Lineage: Eukaryota; Fungi; Ascomycota; Pichiomycetes; Serinales; Debaryomycetaceae. Gene Ontology annotation, cellular component: delta DNA polymerase complex. Bases 1 to 1434 code for a protein of 477 amino acids. The record is from RefSeq and is a predicted model, not a curated record. Gene Ontology annotation, biological process: DNA strand elongation involved in DNA replication; DNA replication. Gene Ontology annotation, molecular function: DNA binding.